Spodoptera littoralis (African cotton leafworm) is the source of this 3846-nucleotide messenger RNA. The record is from the annotation of a GenBank genome assembly. NCBI's taxonomy places the organism in Eukaryota, Metazoa, Arthropoda, Insecta, Lepidoptera, Noctuidae.
GUCCAUGAUGUCAUAGAUUAAAAAAGUGUGGUGUACGAAUGUGUGAGUGUGAAUGUCUGAUUCUGAAUGUUUACCCGGUUUACAUGUGUGAGUGGAUAUAAUACGUAAAUUAUUGAAUAGAAAAAUAAUAAUUUAGUUAAUUAUUAGAACAUCUACGUUUUGUGUUAACUCAUGACGAAAAUAUUCUCUUUUGGAUAAAGUAAUAGGUCGACCUUCAAAAAUGACCUUUAUACUCCACAGUCAAUAGGAAUCUUAUGCGCAUGCGUAGAUUAUCCGUCAAAUUUUGUUUGGCGCGCUGAUAACUACGACUACUUUUGAUCACGAUGAAAUUACAUAUUUUAGUCAUUCGCCAGAUACCUUGUACAGCUCACGUUUCUAACAUUUUCUGCGUUAACUUAAUCACUUACAACGAAAAUGUCUAGUGAAGAAUUAAAUAUCAAGAGAAAAAUGGCACGACAAAAUGGUAUUGUGCAACCUUUGUUGACUGAUCUAUAUCAAAUAACUAUGGCAUAUGCCUAUUGGAAAUCCGGUAAAGUGAAUGAUGUUGCCGUAUUUGAUUUAUUUUUCCGCACAAAUCCUUUCCAAGGUGAAUUCACAAUAUUCGCAGGACUUGAGGAAUGUUUGAAGUUUUUAGAAAACUUUCAUUAUUCUGAUAGCGAUAUUCAAUAUUUGCAGCAGACAUUACCAGACAAUAUUGAGCCUGAAUUCUUUGCCUAUUUAAAGGACUUAACUUGCAAGGAUAUAAGAGUGAGCGCUAUUGAAGAAGGUUCUGUGGUUUUCCCAAGGGUGCCCUUAUUAAGAGUUGAAGGACCUUUAAUUGUAGCGCAGUUGCUGGAAACCACUUUAUUAACUCUCGUCAACUUUGCAAGUUUAAUGGCAACCAAUGCUGCACGGUAUCGAAUGGUUGCUGGAAAAAAUGUGUCUUUACUUGAAUUUGGCUUACGACGAGCUCAAGGACCUGAUGGAGGGUUAUCGGCGUCAAAAUAUGCUUACAUUGGUGGAUUCGAUGGAACAAGUAAUGUGUUGGCUGGAAAAAUGUUCAAUAUACCAGUGCGAGGCACCAUGCACAUUCCUUUGUGACGUCGUUCAGCACCCUGGACGACUUGCACUCCGUCAUAAUCCGACACGCCGAGACCCAGAACUCAUGCAACCUACUCGAGCUGUCGAUAGAGUGGCGCAAGCGAGUGUCCGCCGUCAUAGAUAUAUCUCCGGAGGAAGCGAGCGACGGAGAACUAGCUGCCCUCAUAUCGUAUGCCCUAGCAUUCCCGUCGGGUUUCUUGGCUCUAGUGGAUACGUACGAUGUCAAGAGGUAUAAUUUUCAAGGCUUACCGUCACGACACAGGCAGCAUAAUAUGAAUGGGCAUUCUGGCUACAAUAGCAACUGUGGAACCAAUGGUACUAGAGUACUCAAAUCACCGACUAUUCAUAGUCCGUAUGGAUAUAGCACGGUCGAACGCACACUGAGGAGUGGUCUGCUAAACUUCUGUGCCGUGGCGCUAGCGCUAAACGAUUGUGGCUACCGAGCUGGUGGUAUCCGUAUCGACAGCGGUGAUCUGGCUUAUUUGUCUGUACUAGCACGCGAGACCUUCGAGAGCAUUGCAGAAGCUUUCAAACUACCUUGGUUCUCUAAACUAACCAUUGUAGCCUCCAACGACAUUAAUGAAGAAACAAUACUAAGCUUGAACGAACAAGGACACAAAAUCGACACAUUCGGGAUUGGGACACACCUAGUAACAUGUCAGCGCCAACCAGCGUUGGGUUGUGUCUAUAAGCUGACGGAGAUAAACGGUCAGCCCCGCAUCAAACUGAGUCAAGAUGUAGGAAAAGUUACGAUUCCAGGUCACAAAGAGGCGUACAGGCUAUUCGGUGCUGACGGGCAUGCUCUGAUUGACUUGCUGCAGCGGUCCUCGGAGCCGGCGCCUGAAGUCGGCCAGAAAGUCCUUUGUAGGCAUCCUUUCCAGGAGUCCAAGAGAGCCUACGUGAUUCCCAGCAAAGUAGAACAUUUAUAUAAGGUGUACUGGAAGGAUGGUAUUAUCCACACGAUGCCGAAACCAUUGCACGAAGUCCGCCAGCGAGUCCAAUCCUCACUGAGGACUUUGCGACAGGAUAUCAAGAGAAACUUAAAUCCUACGCCUUACAAGGUGGCAGUCAGUGAUGACUUGUACAAUUUCAUCCAUGACCUGUGGCUGCAGAAUGCACCCAUCGGAGAACUGUCAUGAAAGGAAUAAAAUGAAAGUUAGUAUACGUCACAUGUACUACAAUACAAGAAGAAAAUCAAGAGCUUGGUAAACCUUCUCUAAAAAAGAAAACAACGAAAAACUUCACGUAGCAAUAGGAUUAUUUAUAUGAAAUGCAACUUAUAAUAUUAAUAUUGUAUUUAUUUCAAAUAUUAUCAUAUUACGUAGUAAAUAGGAACACAAAUCGCAAAAAGAAAAUCUUGCAUGUUUGUUCUAUAAGUGAUUAGAGAUUUAUGGAAACUUAAGUCACAAAAAUAUGAAGUAUUAGUGUUUUGCACCGUAACGUAUUCCCGUGCAAUAUAAAUAAAUGUUAAGAUUUUUACAGAAAUACGUGUGGUACUUAUAAAACCCACUAAAACAAGAUUUAAUUAUUUGUUUAUCAGUCGGUUGGGAUCAAAAUAUUGACUGUUAUGUAACAGUACAUAGAAAAUUGUGUAUUAAUAUAUUUUAUAAUAUUUUACAACCAAUUUCUACACGUUUCAUCUAAAAUGAUAACAUUUGGGCUUGCGUAUCUAAGCUUAAGCCGAGAAACAAAUGCAGCUUAGUAAAAAUCUAAAUGUAGCUGUAGGUAACAUAAUUGCGCAAAAGCUUGUGCUUUAUUUCUUCACCUAGGUAUGAUUAAAAAAUAAACAGAUUGUUUAUAUGUUUCCGUAAGAUAAUAAGGAAACUAAAUUAGUGCAACCUUUUCUAAUUCCGUGUUUGUCCCUAUACUAGUCAAAUAGAUCAAUAUAAAUUUAACUCAUUGAAAUAUUUAAAGAAAAUUAUAAAUUGUUUUGGAAUUAUUGUUUCAAAUAUUGUUGCAUUCCUUAACUUUGGAUAAAAAGCUAAAACCAAAGCAAAUGUUGCCAUUUGAAUACGGUAGAGACUUAUUAAUACAUGUAAUGUUGUGUUGUAGCUCCUUGCCAUUUGUACAACAUACGAUUUCCAUUGUUUAAUGCAAGUAGUACAUAGUUAUCUUCAUUACAUUCACAGUGCAUAUUGUAUUUGAAUAUAAUAUCGACACUGUAUGCGGUAACUUUUAUAGAUUUAGUUAAGUUUUGACGAGAGAUAUAGAAACGUUUUGUACAAAUUAUGUAUUUAUUACAAACAAAACAUAGUGCAUUUAGUUCACCUUUUAGAUAGAUUGAAGAAACGUGAUAUUAGGUUAUUGAUUUGAUCGUUAUUGGUAACAGCAAUUUAUUGUGAUAAUACGAUUAUUAGAAUGUUUUCAACUUUUCAUUAAAAAGCAAACACCUUUGUAACAAUGAAUAUCAUGUCAAGACACAAGUUAUACCUAUACCUACAAUGUUAGCAAAACGGCAGCAGUAUAAUAUAUGAUAUAUAUGUUUAUGAUGCUGUUAUAGGAAUUAGAUUGCCUUUAAUGUAACUUUAUGUAGUUUUACAAAGUUUUCAACUUCAAAUAUAAACUUAAUUUUAAAUAACUGAAAGUCGACAAUUCAAUAUUGUCGAUUUAGGCUUUAGUGUCAAUGUGUUCUAGCUAGCAUUUGUAAAUGUACACAGAGUAUCUAUAUUACCAUAAAUAAUAUUUUAUGUUAAGUGCAAUAUAAACCUGACUAACUUCACUGGAAUGUCGUAGAAUACCAGAUUUAUACGUGUUCUUAAACUAAAU